GCUUCCGAUCGGCAGUGUCUGCUGUAUUCUGCUGAGUGAAAAUUCUCGGAAAAGUGUGCUCUAUCAAAGCGCCAGCGAACGCCACACAAAGAGAGGGUGAGAGAGACAAAGAGAGAGAAAGAUCCAACGAAUACAUAAGACGACCUUGCGUAUACGCAAUAUGCUGCUCAGCCGCCACGAAUGUGUGAAAAUAUUGGAAAAUCUGACAAAUGGCAAGAGCAAGCUGUUGGACUAUCAGGUGGUUCGAGAUGACACUGCAAUCGGUUAUCUGGGUGAUUACUAUGCACUGACUAUAAGCUGCUGCAACGCUGAACGAGAGGAUAUCGUCCACAAAAAGCAGUUUUUCAUCAAAACUCUACCCCACCAAAGCGCUGAGGUGGCCAAGGAGGCUAUUUUUCGUAAGGAGGCAUGGUUCUAUGAGACAAUGCUGCCCAAGAUGCAAAAUUAUUCCAAACUAAAGUGGAGUCCCUUGUGUUACUACACACGACCCGAUCUACUGGUGCUCGAGGACAUCAAACUGUCAGGAUAUCGGGCAGUGGAGGCCUCGCAACUCAACGAGAACCACCUGCUGCAGCUCAUGCGUUCCGUGGCAGCCUUUCAUGCCGCCAGUUUGAUCUACGAGCAUCAAACGGAAGUGAAUAUUGGUGAAGCUUAUGGCGAUAAAUUGCUGGAGGUGACAGUGGCCUCGGAGAUAGCCUGGUUUACCACCGGUCUCUCCGCUGUGCUGGCUGCCGUGCGAAGUCUACCCCAGUAUCAGGGAGCCAGAGAACUACAUUUCAUUGACAACCAACUGCUGGCGAUUAUGGAGGGGAUUUAUGAGCAGGCGGAACCCUCAAUCAAAUACAAGAAUGUGCUCUGCCAUCGCGAUCUGUGGAUUGGCAAUAUCUUCUAUCCGAGCGAAGAGGACUCUGGGGCAGCUCUUCUUGUAGACUUUCAGACAUGUCGCUACACUCCACCUGCCCAAGAUCUUAGCUAUUGUUUGUACAUGAAUCUCACAUCAGCGUAUCGCAGGGAAAUGGAAAAGAGCUGCCUCGAUGUGUACUACAAUUAUUUGGUGGAAAAUCUCUCAGAGUUUGGCCUCAAGGCGGAGCUACUGCUAUCCAAAUCGGAGCUCCUAGAAUCCUUUGAGGAGUUUCGUUUGUUUGCGAUUGUCUAUCGCGCUGUGGCUGCCACCAUAAUCAAGGUGCCCGCCGCCUUCGUGACCAAUGAAUUCAAGUAUGUGGAUCGCAGUGGAGUGAUCUUGGAUUACAUGAAAACCAAUGAAGAGUUCAGGUCCUACAUGGAGGAGUGCUGUGUGGAUGUCAUGAACAUGGCCAUCGAUAGGGCAAUUAUGCGAGAGAGUGAGAGUGUCCGAUAAGGAAGAGUUCGAUGGGCUGUGCAGCCUGUGACGAUAAGAAAUGACUGUGUAGAAAAUGCCAUGAUCGAGAGGGGAAGUACUCUAACAAAAUGGGAACUAAAGCUAGCUUAGCGCAGUGUAAUUCUGUAGCCUAUGAUACGUUAUAUACCCCCACUUUAUAGAGUAUUUUCUUCAAUAUAAACUCUGAAACACAAUCGAAAUGAAA
Messenger RNA from Drosophila subobscura, 1562 nucleotides. RefSeq lists its product as uncharacterized. Lineage: Eukaryota; Metazoa; Arthropoda; Insecta; Diptera; Drosophilidae. Bases 161 to 1357 code for a protein of 398 amino acids. The record is from RefSeq and is a predicted model, not a curated record. The transcript has 3 exons.